CGCUAUGCUAAUGCAACUUAUAAAAACACCCUCAGUGUCAAGGUAGAACAUUAAUACUUCGCGGUAACUAUCGGGUGAAAGAAGUAGAAAUGUUCCAAAUUAAAUUAGCUGUUUCGUUAUUCAUUUUGGCCUCAUUGGGGGCCAUGGUCAAUGCCAAGAAAAUGGUCAACUGCUACUAUGGCACCUGGGCCAAAUAUCGCACCGGCAACGGCAAUUUCGAGGCCGAGAACAUUGAUCCAUUUUUGUGCACCCACAUAAGUUAUAGCUUCUUUGGAAUUGAUGGUCCAAGUGGAAGAUUUAAAUCCUUGGAUACAUGGCUUGACAUGGAUACGGGAUUGGGCAUGAUCCGUAAAACCAUGCAGUUGAAAAGCAAAAAUCCCAAUCUUAAGAUUUUGGCCGUUGUUGGUGGCUGGAAUGAAGGUUCUGACAAGUUUUCGGCCAUGGCUGCUGAUCCCCAUAAGAGAAAGGCAUUCAUAGAUUCUUCGCUGGCUUUUAUUAAACAAUACGGUUUCGAUGGUCUCGAUAUCGAUUGGGAAUAUCCGGCACAACGUGAAGGAUCAUCACCGAGGGAUAAACAGAACUUUGUCACUCUAUUGAAGGAAUUGAAGAAUGCUUUAUCACCAUUGAACUUGGAAUUGGGCAUUGCUGUGGGAGCCUCGGCAACAACGGCUGCUAUUUCGUAUGAUAUUCCUAAUAUUGCAAAAUAUGUGGACUUUAUCAAUGUCAUGACCUAUGAUUUCCAUAACCAGGCCACAUUAUCUUACAAUUCACCGCUCAAGGGUCAAGGUGAAAACAAUGUUGAAUCUGCCAUUAAAUAUUGGUUGAAUGCAGGAGCCCCUGCCUCUAAGCUCAUUAUGGGCUUGGCAUUUUAUGGCCGUCACUUCGCCUACGCCCAACAACCUCAGGCUGGUGCCCCCCAAUUGGGCGAGGGAACACCGGGACCAUACACCCAACAACGUGGCUUCUUGGGUUACAAUGAAAUUUGCCAAUUGAAAAAUUCCGGCUAUAACUUCCAGUUUGAUAAUGCCCAUGGAGUACCCUAUGCCUAUAAUGGCAAUCAAUGGAUCGGCUUCGAUGAUGCCAAGAGUAUUGCCAUGAAAGUCCAAUUGGCAAAUUCUUUGAAUUUGGGUGGUGCCAUGGUAUGGUCUUUGGAAUCCGACGAUUUCCGUGGUGAAUGUGGUGAGAAAUAUGUGCUGUUGAAUGCCUUGAACAGUGCCUUGGGUGGAAGUAGUAGUUCGAAUCCAAAUCCUCCACAAACGGUCACAACUAGGAAACCUUCGGUCGUUGUAACUUCGGCACCAGUUGUGAGUAAACCCAAUGCCCCUGCCGGAUGCAGCAGUGAUGGUUACUUUGCCAAUCAAUCGGAUUGUAAUCGUUUCUACCAAUGUUCUGGAGGUGUACGUUACGAGUACAAUUGUGCCGCUGGCCUUCAUUUUGAUACGGUCUCCCUGUCAUGUACUUGGCCCGGUCAAGCCAAUUGUGGUAAUUGAAAAUUGAGAAAGUUUUGAAUAAAAAAAUUAUGAAAUAAAAUGGAAUUUUGCAUGCACAA
Molecule: messenger RNA, 1549 nt
Organism: Musca domestica (house fly)
Lineage: Eukaryota; Metazoa; Arthropoda; Insecta; Diptera; Muscidae
Product: chitinase-3-like protein 1
Exons: 5
Coding region: 90-1490 (466 amino acids)
Biological process (GO): chitin catabolic process; carbohydrate metabolic process
Cellular component (GO): extracellular region
Molecular function (GO): chitin binding; chitinase activity
Source: RefSeq, a predicted model, not a curated record